AUGCUGGGAAUAGCUACUGCAACCAGUGUUCGAGUUAGCAAUGAUCUAGGAGCGGGACAUCCGAUGGUCACUAAGUUCUCGGUCAUAGUAGUGACUGUAACAAGUAUCCUAGUCAGCAUAGUUUUCACUAUAAUCAUGCUGAUAUUCGGGGUUGGGUUAGGCAAAGUUUUCACAAGUGACUCUCAGGUCAUCGAGGCAUGGUCUAGUUUGGCUCCAUUAGUUGCGAUCUCCUUGUUCUUAAGUGGAACUCAAAUGGUACUAUCAGGGGUGGCCAUUGGGAGUGGAUGGCAAGCUGCUGUAGCAUAUGUUAACUUAGUCACUUACUACAUCAUUGGUCUUCCUAUUGGACGCAUUCUUGGAUUCAAAACAAGCUUAGGAGCGGCAGUGAGUUCUGCAUUUUCUGUUUAA
Fraxinus pennsylvanica is the source of this 408-nucleotide messenger RNA. The record is from the annotation of a GenBank genome assembly. Lineage: Eukaryota; Viridiplantae; Streptophyta; Magnoliopsida; Lamiales; Oleaceae.